Messenger RNA from Daphnia pulicaria, 1115 nucleotides. Its product is annotated as epimerase family protein SDR39U1-like. Bases 92 to 1030 code for a protein of 312 amino acids. The record is from RefSeq and is a predicted model, not a curated record. NCBI's taxonomy places the organism in Eukaryota, Metazoa, Arthropoda, Branchiopoda, Diplostraca, Daphniidae. The transcript has 4 exons.
UGACAGCCGACUAAAGAAAAGGGUAAAAUUUUCUAUCGCUAGGUGGCAGCUGCGUCCAAGACUAGCAGAAGCAGAGCAGCUGUAAACAAUUAUGGCAGGAAAAACUGUUGUUAUAGGAGGUGGAAGCGGUUUCAUUGGUACAGCUUUAUCAAGCCUUUUACGACAUUGCGGAUAUGAUGUCGUAAUUGUAUCCAGGGUUCCAGGGGCAUUUAGCACAACAUGGAGUGAUCUCGAGCGCCAUGGCUUACCCAAGAACACCACAGCAGUCAUAAGUCUUGCUGGUCAGAACAUCUUGGAUUUUAAACGAAAAUGGAAUCCUGGCUUUCAGCAAACUGUCCGUGCCAGCAGGAUAAACACCAGUCACAGCUUGGCGAUGGCUAUUGAUAGAGCUGAGAUCAAGCCUAGUGUUUUUGUCUCUACUUCUGGCGUUGGAUAUUAUCCACCUCAUCCAAGUAAAGAGUACACAGAGUAUUCUGCUGGAGGCAAAGGCGAUUACUUUGCCGAACUGUGUACCGACUGGGAAUCGGCAGCAAAACUGCCAGCUGAAGUCGGUGUUCGCCAAGUUACAAUCCGCUCAGGAGUGGUUCUUGGCAGACGAGGAGGGAUGAUUGCGCAGCUAUACUUCCCGUUUUUCUUCGGUGUGGGAGGACCUGUCGGUUCUGGCCAACAGUAUUUGCCGUGGAUUCACCUCCACGAUAUCGCCAGACUCUUUCUCCACGCCAUAGAAAAUGAGCAAGUCGAGGGUGUCCUCAACGGAGUUUCUCCCAACCUCAUUACGUCGAAAGAGUUCGCCAGAGCCUUUGGUGCGAGCCUUUGGCGGCCAGCAGUCAUUCCUCUACCCGAGUUUGUCUGCAACAUCCUUCUAGGUCCCGAACGUGCCCGAAUGCUGACUGAAGGUCAAAAAGUUAUACCCAAAAGAACGUUAGAUUCAGGCUUUGUGUAUAAAUUUCCCGACAUUCGUUCAGCUUGUCAAGAAUUUUGCCCCUUGGUCUACACAGAUGAUAUGGAUCCUGCAAAUCUUUCACGUUGACAUCCAACCUGCACACAUGUGAUCAAUUAGUCUUGAGUUUGUAAAGCGCAAAUGAGUUAUAUACCAUCCGAAAAAAUCCCGUUUC